UAAAAGAGCCGACUCGAGCACUCUCUGAUCGCCACACUCACUUUACUCGCCCUACAACCUAUCACUACCCAUGCAUCACCCCGAGUUCUAUGACGCGACUGCAAUGGACGUCCCGGAAGAAGAUUUGGGCUUCUUCAUCAUUGGUUUUGCACCUGUGGGCGGCCUCUUGUUCGAGGACGCAGUCGACCUGAAUAGCUACCGGCAUGAUGAGCGCGAGAUCGUCGAUCUUCUGGACGAACCAGAGCUUGACGCGCUGCAACCAUUAAUCGCCUCGCCACCGCUAUGGGAUGAACCCUUGCCAGCGCUCCUUGAUUAUGAAGCUGAAGAAAUACUCGAAGAACUGCGAACCCUCAAAAUCAAAUCUGCCUCUGAGCUUCGUCGCCACGGACUCCCCAUCCUCAACAUUAUGCCACCCUCCAACUCGGGACAGACAUGGGCGACAACACGCUCGCCAUCCAAAGAGAACUUUUCGCCGCUGGAUGGCUCGUUGUCAAGAUUUCGCGACAGAGCUUCAGGUUCUCGACGCGCGCUCAAUACAGGACUUGGUUCUCCCGAGAUCAAUCGCGUGUUCUGAUCCGUUCUGUCUGUUCCAAGAUUUAUACAAUGUAUUGUUAGUUUUGCUUAGUGUCACUUGCUCUGUGUACAACCGGAUGAAUGUUAUGCGGGAAUUCUGCUCUGGGCCAAUCUGAC
This is a messenger RNA of Mycena citricolor, 690 nucleotides long. NCBI's taxonomy places the organism in Eukaryota, Fungi, Basidiomycota, Agaricomycetes, Agaricales, Mycenaceae. The record is from the annotation of a GenBank genome assembly.